Pteronotus mesoamericanus is the source of this 11629-nucleotide messenger RNA. It is a transcript of the gene RELN, whose product is annotated as reelin. The record is from RefSeq and is a predicted model, not a curated record. Gene Ontology annotation, biological process: central nervous system development; neuron migration. NCBI's taxonomy places the organism in Eukaryota, Metazoa, Chordata, Mammalia, Chiroptera, Mormoopidae. The transcript has 64 exons. Gene Ontology annotation, molecular function: lipoprotein particle receptor binding. The coding region runs from base 251 to 10630 and encodes 3459 amino acids.
CACGGGCGGCUGCAGCUGCGGCUCGCAGUGGCUUGGACGACGCGCUCUUAGCGCCCGCAGCCCUGGUCCCGCUCUCGCGCGGCCCAAAGAAACUUUGCGAGCCACGGUCUCCCGCCGAACUUCCCUGCGGGGCUCCGCUCCCGAGCCGCUCUGCUCCCGUCUGCGGCUUCUCGCCUUCCACUAGCGUGGCUUCUCCGUCCCGGCGCCUCCAAAACUGAAUGAGCGAGCGGCGCUCGGAGAGCGCGGCAGCAUGGAGCGCAGUUGCUGGGCCGCGCGGACUUUCCUCCUGGCGCUGUUGCUGGGGGCGACGCUGAGGGUGCGCGCGGCAGUGGGCUAUUACCCCCGCUUCUCGCCCUUCUUUUUCCUGUGCACCCACCACGGGGAGCUGGAAGGGGAUGGGGAGCAAGGCGAGGUGCUCAUUUCCCUGCACAUUUCGGGCAACCCCACCUACUACGUACCGGGACAAGAAUAUCAUGUGACUAUUUCAACAAGCACCUUUUUUGAUGGCUUGCUGGUGACAGGAUUAUACACAUCUACAAGUGUUCAGGCUUCACAGAGCAUUGGAGGUUCCAAUGCUUUUGGAUUUGGGAUCAUGUCUGACCACCAGUUUGGUAACCAGUUUAUGUGCAGCGUGGUGGCUUCUCACGUGAGUCAUCUGCCCACAACCAACCUCAGCUUCGUCUGGAUUGCUCCACCUGCUGGCACAGGCUGUGUAAAUUUCAUGGCUACAGCAACACACAGGGGCCAGAUUAUUUUCAAAGAUGCUCUAGCCCAGCAGUUGUGUGAACAAGGAGCUCCCACAGAGGCCACUAUGCACCUACAUCUAGCUGAAAUACAUAGUGACAGUAUCAUACUACGAGAUGACUUUGAUUCCUACCACCAACUUGAAUUGAAUCCAAAUAUAUGGAUUGAAUGUAGCAACUGUGAGACUGGAGAACAGUGUGGCGCAAUCAUGCAUGGCAAUGCUGUCACCUUCUGUGAGCCAUAUGGUCCAAGAGAAUUGAUCACCACAGGCCUUAAUACAACAACAGCCUCUGUACUCCAAUUUUCCAUUGGUUCAGGUUCAUGUCGCUUUAGUUAUUCAGACCCCAACAUCGUCGUAUCAUAUGCCAAGAAUAAUACUGCAGACUGGAUUCAACUUGAGACAAUUAGAGCCCCUUCCAACAUCAGCACAAUCAUCCACAUCCUCUACCUUCCUGAAGACGCCAAAGGGGAGAACAUCCAGUUUCAGUGGAAGCAGGAAAAUCUUCGUGUAGGUGAAGUGUAUGAAGCCUGCUGGGCCUUAGAUAACAUCCUGAUCAUCAACUCAGCUCACAGACAAGUCAUUUUAGAAGAUAGUCUUGAUCCAGUAGACACAGGCAACUGGCUUUUCUUCCCAGGAGCUACAGUUAAGCAUAGCUGUCAGUCAGAUGGGAACUCCAUUUAUUUCCAUGGAAAUGAAGGCAGUGAGUUUAAUUUUGCCACCACCCGGGAUGUAGAUCUUUCUACAGAGGAUAUUCAAGAGCAAUGGUCAGAAGAAUUUGAGAGCCAGCCUGCAGGAUGGGACAUCUUGGGAGCUGUCAUUGGUACAGAAUGUGGAACAAUAGAAUCGGGUUUAUCAAUGGUCUUCCUCAAAGAUGGAGAGAGGAAAUUAUGUACUCCAUACAUGGACACUACUGGUUACGGGAACCUGAGGUUUUACUUUGUUAUGGGAGGAAUUUGUGACCCUGGAGAUUCUCAUGAAAAUGAUAUCAUCCUCUAUGCAAAGACUGAAGGAAGAAAAGAACACAUUACACUGGAUACCCUUUCCUAUUCCUCAUAUAAGGUUCCAUCUUUGGUUUCUACAGUCAUCAACCCUGAACUUCAGACUCCUGCUACCAAAUUUUGUCUCAAGCAAAAGAACCAUAAAGGACAUAAUAUGAAUGUCUGGGCUGUAGAUUUUUUCCACGUCUUGCCUGUUCUCCCUUCUACAAUGUCACACAUGAUACAGUUUUCAAUUAAUCUGGGAUGUGGAACACAUCAACCUGGUAACAGUGUCAGCUUAGAGUUUUCUACCAACCAUGGGCGUUCCUGGUCCCUCCUCCACACUGAGUGUUUACCUGAGAUCUGUGCUGGACCACAUCUCCCCCACAGCACUAUCUACUCCUCUGAAAACUACAGUGGGUGGAACCGAAUAACAAUUCCCCUUCCUAACGCAGCACUAACCCGGGACACCAGAAUUCGCUGGAGACAAACAGGACCCAUCCUCGGAAACAUGUGGGCAAUUGAUAAUGUUUACAUCGGUCCGUCGUGUCUCAAAUUCUGUUCUGGCAGAGGACAGUGCACUCGACAUGGUUGCAAGUGUGACCCUGGAUUUUCCGGUCCAGCUUGUGAGAUGGCAUCCCAGACAUUCCCAAUGUUUAUUUCUGAAAGCUUUGGCAGUUCCAGGCUCUCCUCUUAUCAUAACUUUUACUCUAUCCGUGGUGCUGAAGUCAGCUUUGGCUGUGGUGUCUUGGCCAGUGGUAAGGCCCUGGUUUUCAACAAAGAUGGGAGGCGUCAGCUAAUUACGUCCUUCCUUGACAGCUCACAAUCCAGGUUCCUCCAGUUCACACUGAGGCUGGGGAGCAAGUCUGUUUUGAGCACAUGCAGAGCCCCUGACCAGCCUGGAGAAGGAGUUUUAUUGCAUUAUUCUUAUGAUAAUGGAAUAACUUGGAAACUCUUGGAGCACUAUUCAUAUCUCAACUAUCAUGAGCCCAGAAUAAUCUCUGUAGAAUUACCAGAUGAUGCAAGACAGUUUGGAAUUCAGUUCAGAUGGUGGCAACCAUACCAUUCUUCCCAGGGAGAAGAUGUAUGGGCUAUUGAUGAGAUCAUCAUGACAUCUGUCCUUUUCAACAGCAUUAGUCUUGACUUUACCAAUCUUGUGGAGGUCACUCAGUCUCUGGGAUUCUACCUUGGCAAUGUUCAGCCAUACUGUAGCCAUGACUGGACCCUGUGUUUUACAGGAGAUUCUAAACUUGCCUCAAGUAUGCGCUAUGUGGAAACCCAAUCAAUGCAGAUAGGAGCAUCCUAUAUGAUUCAGUUCAGCUUGGUGAUGGGAUGUGGCCAGAAAUACACUCCACACAUGGACAACCAGGUGAAACUGGAGUAUUCAACAAACCAUGGCCUUACCUGGCACCUUGUUCAAGAAGAAUGCCUUCCAAGUAUGCCAAGUUGUCAGGAAUUUACAUCGUCAAGUAUCUACCAUGCCAGCGAGUUCACACAGUGGAGAAGGGUCAUAGUGCUUCUUCCCCAGAAAACUUGGUCCAGUGCCACCCGCUUCCGUUGGAGUCAGAGCUAUUACACAGCCCAAGACGAGUGGGCGUUAGACAGCAUCUACAUCGGCCAGCAGUGCCCAAACAUGUGCAAUGGUCACGGCUCCUGUGACCAUGGCAUGUGCAGGUGCGACCAGGGGUAUCAAGGCACCGAAUGCCACCCAGAAGCUGCUCUUCCUUCUACAAUUAUGUCCGAUUUUGAGAACCAGAAUGGAUGGGAGUCUGACUGGCAAGAAGUUAUCGGGGGAGAAGUUGUAAAACCAGAACAAGGAUGUGGCGUCGUGUCUUCUGGAUCAUCUCUUUAUUUCAGCAAGGCUGGAAAAAGACAGCUGGUGAGCUGGGAUCUGGACACUUCUUGGGUGGACUUUGUCCAGUUCUACAUCCAAAUAGGCGGAGAGAGUGCUGCAUGCAACAAGCCUGACAGCAGAGAGGAGGGCAUCCUCCUUCAGUACAGCAACAAUGGGGGCAUCCAGUGGCACCUGCUGGCAGAGAUGUACUUCUCAGACUUCAGCAAACCCAGAUUUGUCUAUCUGGAGCUUCCAGCUGCUGCCAAGACCCCUUGCACCAGGUUCCGCUGGUGGCAGCCUGUGUUCUCUGGGGAGGACUAUGACCAGUGGGCUGUCGAUGACAUCAUCAUUCUGUCAGAAAAGCAAAAACAGAUCAUCCCAGUUGUCAACCCAACUUUACCCCAGAACUUUUAUGAGAAGCCAGUUUUUGAUUACCCUAUGAAUCAGAUGAGUGUGUGGUUGAUGUUGGCUAAUGAAGGAAUGGUUAAAAAUGAAACUUUCUGCUCUGCCACGCCAUCAGCCAUGGUAUUUGGAAAAUCAGAUGGGGAUCGAUUUGCAGUAACUCGAGAUUUGACUCUGAAACCUGGAUAUGUGCUACAGUUCAAGCUAAACAUAGGGUGUGCCAAUCAGUUCAGCAGUGCUGCCCCAGUUCUUCUUCAGUACUCUCAUGAUGCUGGUAUGUCCUGGUUUCUGGUGAAAGAAGGCUGUUACCCAGCUUCUGCAGGCAAAGGAUGUGAAGGAAACUCCCGAGAACUGAGUGAGCCCACCGUGUAUCACACUGGAGAAUUUGAAGAAUGGACAAGAAUCACCAUUGUUAUUCCAAAGUCCCUUGCAUCCAGCAGUAAGAUCAGAUUCCGAUGGAUCCAGGAGAGCAGCUCCCAGAAGAAUGUGCCUCCCUUUGGUUUGGAUGGAGUGUACAUAUCUGAGCCUUGUCCCAGUUAUUGCAGUGGCCAUGGCGACUGUGUUUCAGGGGUGUGUUUCUGUGACCUGGGAUACACCGCCGCACAAGGAACCUGUGUGUCUAAUGUGCCUAAUCACAGUGAGAUGUUCGAUAGGUUUGAGGGGAAACUCAGCCCUCUAUGGUACAAGAUAACAGGAGGCCAGGUUGGAACCGGCUGUGGAACACUUAACGAUGGCAAAUCUCUCUACUUCAAUGGCCCGGGGAAAAGGGAAGCGCGGACCAUCCCUCUGGACACCAGGAAUAUCAGACUCGUUCAAUUUUAUAUACAAAUUGGGAGCAAAACUUCAGGAAUUACCUGCAUCAAACCAAGAGCUAGAAAUGAAGGGCUUAUUGUUCAGUAUUCAAACGACAAUGGAAUAGUCUGGCAUUUGCUUCGAGAGUUGGACUUCAUGUCCUUUCUGGAACCACAGAUCAUUUCCAUUGACCUGCCACGGGAGGCUAAGACACCUGCAACAGCUUUUCGAUGGUGGCAACCCCAACAUGGGAAGCAUUCAGCCCAGUGGGCCUUGGAUGAUGUCCUUAUAGGAAUGAAUGACAGCUCUCAAACUGGGUUUCAAGACAACUUUGAUGGCUCUGUAGAUUUGCAAGCCAACUGGUAUCGAAUCCAAGGAGGUCAAGUUGACAUUGACUGUCUCUCUAUGGAUACUGCUCUGAUAUUCACUGAAGACAUGGGAAAACCUCGUUAUGCUGAGACCUGGGACUUUCACGUGUCAGCAUCGACCUUCUUACAGUUUGAAAUGAGCAUGGGCUGUAGCAAGCCCUUCAGCAACUCCCACAGCGUACAGCUCCAAUAUUCUCUGAACAAUGGCAGGGACUGGCAUCUUGUCACCGAAGAGUGUGUUCCUCCAACCAUUGGCUGUCUGCACUACACAGAAAGUUCAGUUUACACCUCGGAAAGAUUCCAGAAUUGGAAGCGGAUAACUGUCUACCUCCCACCCUCUACCAUAUCUCCCAGGACCCGGUUCAGAUGGAUUCAGGCCAACUACACUGUGGGAGCCGACACCUGGGCUAUGGAUAAUGUUGUGCUGGCCUCAGGGUGCCCUUGGAUGUGUUCAGGACGAGGAAUUUGUGAUGCUGGACGCUGUGUGUGUGACCGGGGCUUUGGUGGAGCCUACUGUGUUCCUGUCAUUCCUCUGCCCUCAAUUCUUAAAGAUGAUUUCAAUGGGAACCUACACCCUGACCUUUGGCCCGAAGUAUACGGUGCAGAGCGGGGGAAUCUGAAUGGUGAAACCAUCAAAUCUGGAACAGCUCUCAUUUUUAAAGGGGAAGGACUAAGGAUGCUUAUUUCAAGAGAUCUAGACUGUACCAAUACCAUGUAUGUCCAGUUUUCACUUAGAUUUAUAGCAAAAGGUACUCCAGAGAGGUCGCACUCUAUUCUACUACAAUUCUCCAUCAAUGGGGGGAUCACUUGGCACCUGAUGGAUGAAUUUUAUUUCCCUCAAAUGACCAACAUACUCUUCAUUAAUGUUCCUUUGCCAUAUACUGCCCAAACCAACGCUACAAGAUUCAGACUCUGGCAACCAUAUAAUAAUGGUAAGAAAGAAGAAAUAUGGAUCAUUGAUGACUUCAGUAUUGAUGGGAAUAAUUUAAACAACCCUGUGAUGCUUCUGGAUACAUUUGACUUUGGGCCCAGAGAAGACAAUUGGUUUUUCUAUCCUGGUGGUAACAUUGGUCUCUAUUGCCCAUAUUCUUCAAAGGGAGCACCCGAGGAAGAUUCAGCCAUGGUGUUUGUUUCAAAUGAAGUUGGUGAGCAUUCCAUUACCACUCGAGACCUCAGUGUGAAUGAGAACACCAUCAUACAGUUUGAGAUCAAUGUUGGGUGCUCAACUGAUAGCUCAUCUGCUGAUCCAGUAAGACUGGAAUUUUCAAGGGACUUUGGGGCAACCUGGCACCUGCUGCUCCCUCUCUGCUACCACAGCAGCAGCCACAUCAGCUCCUUGUGCUCCACUGAGCACCACCCAAGCAGCACCUACUAUGCGGGGACCACCCAGGGCUGGAGGAGAGAGGUUGUGCACUUCGGGAAACUGCACCUUUGUGGAUCUGUGCGUUUCAGAUGGUACCAAGGAUUUUACCCUGCUGGCUCUCAGCCAGUGACAUGGGCCAUUGAUAAUGUCUACAUUGGACCCCAGUGUGAAGAGAUGUGUAAUGGACAUGGGAGUUGUAUCAAUGGAACCAAGUGCAUAUGUGAUCCUGGCUACUCAGGCCCAACCUGUAAAAUAAGCACCAAAAAUCCUGAUUUUCUCAAGGAUGACUUUGAAGGUCAGCUAGAAUCGGAUAGAUUCUUAUUAAUGAGUGGUGGAAAGCCAUCUCGGAAGUGUGGAAUCCUUUCCAGUGGAAACAACCUCUUUUUCAAUGAAGAGGGAUUGCGAAUGUUGGUGACACGAGACCUGGAUUUAUCACACGCUAGAUUUGUGCAGUUCUUCAUGAGACUGGGAUGUGGUAAAGGUGUUCCAGAUCCCAGGAGCCAACCUGUGCUUCUGCAAUAUUCUCUCAAUGGCGGCCUCUCAUGGAGUCUACUGCAAGAGUUCCUUUUCAGCAACUCCAGCAACGUGGGCAGGUACAUCGCCCUGGAGAUACCCAUGAAAGCCCGCUCUGCUUCCACUCGCCUUCGCUGGUGGCAGCCAUCUGAAAAUGGACACUUCUACAGUCCCUGGGUCAUCGACCAGAUUCUUAUUGGAGGAAAUAUUUCUGGUAAUACGGUCUUGGAGGAUGAUUUCACAACUCUGGAUAGUAGGAAAUGGCUACUUCACCCUGGAGGCACCAAGAUGCCUGUGUGUGGCUCUACCGGUGAUGCCCUGGUCUUCAUCGAAAAGGCCAGCACCCGUUAUGUAGUCACCACAGACAUUGCUGUGAAUGAGGACUCAUUUCUGCAGAUAGAUUUUGCUGCCUCCUGCUCAGUCACAGACUCUUGUUAUGCUAUUGAAUUAGAAUACUCAGUAGAUCUUGGAUUAUCAUGGCAUCCAUUGGUAAGGGAUUGCUUGCCUACCAAUGUCGAAUGCAGUCGCUAUCACCUGCAGCGGGUCCUGGUGUCAGACACUUUCAACAAGUGGACUAGAAUCACUCUGCCUCUCCCUCCUCACAUCAGGUCCCAAGCCACUCGUUUCCGUUGGCAUCAACCAGCUCCUUUUGACAAGCAGCAGACAUGGGCAAUAGAUAAUGUCUAUAUCGGGGAUGGCUGUGUAGACAUGUGCAGUGGCCAUGGAAGGUGCAUGCAGGGGAACUGUGUCUGUGAUGAGCAGUGGGGUGGCCUGUACUGUGAUGAGCCUGAGACCUCCCUUCCAACUCAGCUCAAAGACAACUUCAAUCGUGCUCCAUCCAGCCAGAACUGGCUUACUGUGAAUGGAGGAAAAUUAAGUACUGUGUGUGGAGCUGUGGCUUCAGGAAUGGCUCUCCAUUUCAGCGGGGGUUGCAGUCGACUGUUAGUCACCGUGGAUCUAAACCUGACUAAUGCUGAGUUUAUCCAAUUUUACUUCAUGUAUGGAUGCCUGAUUACACCGAACAACCGUAACCAGGGUGUUCUCUUAGAAUAUUCUGUCAACGGAGGCAUAACCUGGAACCUGCUAAUGGAAAUUUUCUAUGACCAGUAUAGUAAACCUGGAUUUGUGAAUAUCCUUCUCCCCACUGAUGCUAAAGAGAUUGCUACUCGCUUCCGCUGGUGGCAGCCGAGACAUGACGGCCCCGAUCAGAAUGACUGGGCCAUCGACAAUGUCCUCAUCUCAGGCUCUGCCGACCAGAGGACAGUCAUGCUGGACACGUUCAGCAGUGCCCCCGUGCCCCAGCAUGAGCGUUCCCCUGCAGAUGCCGGCCCUGUUGGGAGAAUCGCCUUUGACAUGUUUAUGGAGGACAAAACUGCAGUGAAUGAGCAUUGGCUCUUCCAUGAUGAUUGUACAGUGGAAAGAUUCUGUGACUCCCCAGAUGGUGUCAUGCUCUGCGGCAGUCAUGAUGGGAGAGAAGUGUAUGCAGUGACUCACGACUUGACUCCCACUGAAGGCUGGAUCAUGCAAUUCAAGAUCUCUGUUGGAUGUAAAGUGUCUGAAAAAGUUGCCCAGAAUCAAAUUCAUGUACAGUAUUCUACUGACUUUGGUGUGAGCUGGAAUUAUCUGGUCCCUCAGUGCUUACCUGCGGACCCAAAAUGUUCUGGGAGUGUUUCUCAGCCAUCUGUAUUCUUUCCAACUAAAGGAUGGAAAAGGAUCACCUACCCACUCCCUGAAAGCUUAGUGGGAAAUCCAGUAAGGUUUAGAUUCUAUCAAAAGUACUCAGACAUGCAAUGGGCAAUCGAUAAUUUCUACCUGGGCCCUGGAUGCUUGGACAACUGCAGAGGCCAUGGAGAUUGCUUAAAGGAACAGUGCAUCUGUGAUCCGGGAUACUUUGGGCCCAACUGCUACCUGACUCACACUCUGAAGACUUUUCUGAAGGAACGCUUUGACAGUGAAGAGAUCAAGCCUGAUUUAUGGAUGUCCUUAGAAGGUGGGAGCACUUGUACUGAGUGUGGAAUUCUUGCCGAGGACACUGCACUCUAUUUUGGGGGAUCCACUGUGAGACAAGCUAUUACUCAAGAUUUGGAUCUCAGAGGGGCAAAAUUCCUGCAAUACUGGGGCCGCAUCGGCAGUGAGAACAACAUGACCUCCUGCCAUCGGCCUGUCUGCCGGAAGGAAGGCGUGCUGUUGGACUACUCUACCGAUGGAGGAAUUACUUGGACUUUGCUCCAUGAGAUGGAUUAUCAGAAGUACAUUUCUGUUAGACACGACUACAUACUUCUUCCCGAGGAUGCCCUCACCAACACAACUCGACUUCGCUGGUGGCAGCCCUUUGUGAUCAGCAACGGACUGGUGGUCUCUGGGGUGGAGCGUGCUCAGUGGGCACUAGACAACAUUUUGAUUGGCGGAGCAGAAAUCAAUCCCAGUCAGCUGGUCGACACUUUUGAUGAUGAAGGCACUUCCCAUGAAGAAAACUGGAGUUUUUACCCUAAUGCAGUAAGGACAGCAGGAUUCUGUGGCAAUCCAUCCUUUCACCUCUACUGGCCAAAUAAAAAGAAAGACAAGACCCACAAUGUGCUCUCCUCCAGAGAACUCAUUAUACAGCCAGGGUAUAUGAUGCAGUUUAAGAUUGUAGUGGGUUGUGAAGCCACAUCUUGUGGUGACCUUCAUUCCGUGAUGCUGGAGUACACUAAGGAUGCAAGGUCGGAUUCCUGGCAGCUUGUUCAGAGCCAAUGCCUUCCGUCCUCUUCAAACAGCAUUGGCUGUUCCCCCUUCCAGUUCCAUGAAGCGACCAUCUACAAUGCUGUCAACAGCUCAAGCUGGAAGAGAAUCACCAUUCAGCUGCCUGAUCAUGUCUCCUCCAGUGCAACACAGUUCCGCUGGAUCCAGAAGGGGGAAGAAGCUGAGAAGCAAAGCUGGGCGAUUGACCACGUGUACAUCGGAGAGGCCUGCCCCAAGCUCUGCAGCGGGCACGGAUACUGCACCACUGGCGCCAUCUGCAUCUGCGAUGAGAGUUUCCAAGGUGAUGAUUGCUCUGUUUUCAGUCACGACCUUCCCAGUUACAUUAAGGAUAAUUUUGAGUCAGCAAGAGUCACUGAGGCAAACUGGGAGACCAUCCAAGGUGGAGUGAUAGGAAGUGGUUGUGGGCAGCUGGCACCCUACGCACAUGGAGACUCGCUCUAUUUCAAUGGCUGUCAGAUAAGGCAGGCUGCCACCAAACCUCUGGAUCUCACUCGUGCAAGCAAAAUCAUGUUUGUUUUGCAAAUUGGGAGCACUUCGCAGACAGACAGCUGCAACAGUGACCUGAGCGGCCCACACGCGGUGGACAAGGCCGUGCUGCUGCAGUACAGCGUCAACAACGGGAUCACCUGGCAUGUUAUCGCGCAGCACCAGCCCAAGGACUUCAUGCAGGCUCAGAGAGUGUCUUACAACAUCCCCCUGGAGGCACGGAUGAAAGGAGUUUUAUUGCGCUGGUGGCAGCCACGCCACAAUGGAACAGGUCAUGAUCAGUGGGCUUUGGACCACGUGGAGGUCGUCCUCACCCGCAAACAAAAUUACAUGAUGAAUUUUUCACGACAACAUGGGCUCAGGCACUUCUACAACAGAAGACGAAGGUCACUUAGACGAUACCCAUGAAGAAUCAAAAUGUUUAUUUUUCCUUUCAACAUGUGAUGUGUUGCUUUUCAUUCUUUUAAAUCUCUCACUGCAUCUCAUAUCAGGAAAUUUCUGUGGAGGACUUAGUGAUUCACUGAAAGCCCUUCUCACGACCGAGUGUACACACUUCCCCACACUGUGAACUAAUGAUAAGUGACUUAUUUUCUCAAAAGUAAAUGUCUUCAUGUUGAUGUGUCCGUGAAAAUUGUGAUCUGUUGUAAUAUCAGUUACAGUGGCAGUAUUGAAAAUAAGAAAUAGUUUAACAGAAAAAAGUUCAAGCACAAAAUUUAAGAGAUUUUAUGUUUAAAAAUGACAUUUAGUACAGUAUUUAACAUUUGUGGUCACAAAGCUAUUUUAAGUGGACUGUAUUUCAGCUAUGUAUCAUGUUUUAUAUGAUUAAAUUAUCAAUGUCUUUUUAUGUAUUCUCUUCUACAGUAUAACACAUGGACACUGUAUUUACUUGUUAUGUUGCAAUAUUUGCUGCUGAAUUUCGGGCUACUUAUAUUCUACAGAAAAUUCAUUGAAAUACCUACUCAAGAAGAUAGUUGUAAAGAUAUUGUAUCUCCUUUAAUAUACUCCUUACAAUGUAUGUUGGUUUAGCGUUGUUUUGUGGAUAAGAAAAAUGCUUGACCUUGAAAUAUUUUCUACUUAAAAAUUGUGGAUGAAAAUCCUGUCUCCGACAAAGGAGUUCCCAUUUCCUUGUCUGAAGAUUUUUUUUAAGUGUUCUGUGGCUGAUUCACUAACAGUAACUGCCAUCCUGUGUCUGUGGUAACAGAGUGAUUUGUAAAACAGUGGAUGUUUUCAUUGUGUUCUCUUUGUGGACUGUUUUUCCUACAGGUCAUAUUCAUACUUUCUGAUUGAAGUUGUACCAACACCAGCAACAUUAUUAUGGACCUGUAGCCCUGAACUCUUUACUAACUUAACUAAAAGGUUGCACUCUAGGGUGAACCAAGCUAAAGCCCAUGCUUAAAUAAAAAUUAU